GUGGUGAUUGAAAAAUCAUUAAUGGAUCUACAAGGCAUCCGAGGGAUCGCGAUCCUAUACGUUUUACUGAUGCAUCUCAGACCGCAGACGUUUUUCGUACUGUCUGGUUUUCUCAUGACCAAAAUCCUUCGCGAAAAAGAAUUUUCCACUUGCUCUGUAUGGAAUUUCUACGUGCGCAGAUUCAAAAGGAUAGUGCCCCUUUACUUGUUGGUCGUCGUCGCAACGUACAUCUGUAGGUUUUCAAAUAUUUUAAUAAGAUCAAAACUAGAGAAAAAAAAGGCCAACGCAGCUCAGGGAAGUACACAGCGCGGUGACUGA
Haemonchus placei is the source of this 318-nucleotide messenger RNA. The record is from the annotation of a GenBank genome assembly. Lineage: Eukaryota; Metazoa; Nematoda; Chromadorea; Rhabditida; Trichostrongylidae.